Molecule: messenger RNA, 3336 nt
Organism: Neurospora tetraspora
Lineage: Eukaryota; Fungi; Ascomycota; Sordariomycetes; Sordariales; Sordariaceae
Product: RNA polymerase I-specific transcription initiation factor RRN6-like protein
Exons: 3
Coding region: 256-3267 (1003 amino acids)
Biological process (GO): nucleolar large rRNA transcription by RNA polymerase I
Cellular component (GO): RNA polymerase I core factor complex
Molecular function (GO): RNA polymerase I transcription regulatory region sequence-specific DNA binding; RNA polymerase I general transcription initiation factor binding
Source: RefSeq, a predicted model, not a curated record
AAAAAAAGAGAAGCUGGUCGCGUUUCGCAUUUUCUUCUUCUUUUCUUCCCUUCCACAGCAUUUCUUUGCUUCCAACAUCCCCCACCAACCACCACGGUCAGGACUCAAUGCGCCGGCGCACUUGAGCUCCUACCUCUAAUAUCUUCCUUUUGUUUGCCUGACCAAGUUGCAAACACCGAGCAUUCGGUAUCGGGGGAGAAAUGAUCCCGCCGAGCACUUCGUCAUCGCGAGCUACCCUCACUCCGAGAGCUCCGAAUGGCUGAUCGACAUGGUCCUAUCCGCCCUGUCGGCCGCACGCAUGCUUUGAGUCGCCCUCGCGCUCAUGCUGGUGGUAUCGUCGGGCGGUUGACCUACAUUCCCGCUCAAAUCAACCAAGGCACUGGUCAACUUCGCAAAGAUCGUGCUAGAGAUGAGAUUCCCCAAUUCCAACAAGUCACGCCUUUCAAUCAGUGGUCCGCGCCCACCAAGACAGCCUUUCCUGACCUCGGCAGCUUCGGUCCUUCCCAACUUGCCAAGUCUCAGAACAACUGGCUCCUAAAAACCCUCCCAGAGGCUUUUCUCGGAGAUGUUGAUACCGAGACGCUGCUCAUUGAGGAGAUCAGCAACACUUACUCGCGCACUCAUCCUGCACCACCAACCACUGCCUCUCUCCUGGCCACUGGAGAGAUCACCGAUGUCAGAGACCCUGAUAGAGUUAGGGGACACACGGUGCUCGCCACUGCCAGCGGAGAGUCGGGGCACAUUCUUCGCUUGAUCAGUCUCGCCCGUGAAGAGUGGAGCUGGACAGAUGAGGACGUUAAGAUACGUCUUCAUGUCCCGAACCACCAUCUCGAAGGAGACUGGUGUCAGGACAGCGUUCCGAUCUCAUUGAUCAAGUUCGUCAAUGACAGCAAGAAAUACGACCAGAUUCGUUGGCUCAUUGUGCAGAAACCCACUUCAACUACGGUCUGCGAGCCCGAACUCAGAAAGCUGCCGGUGCAAUGCUCAUCCUUCAUCCAACCAUCUUCCUCAACCCUGACGCAACUUGUUGCCAACCCCUUGUUCACCAUCACGUCCGAUCGAUCCGGGGGCGGAUCUCACUCGGAUGUCUCCUUCAAUCCGCUUUCUGAUAAUCAGGUCCCUCAGCUUGCCAUUAUUGAUCAAGCUGGAUAUUGGAGCGUAUGGGACAUUGUUGGCCGUCGAGGUGCACGUCCCAAGGCGAUGAAGCCGGUACUGAGAAUGUGCGGCAACAUCAACCUAGGGUCCAUCCCAAAGUUCCCUGGCAGGACAGCAGAUGAUCAGGAGCCACAUAGAAUCAUGUGGUUGUCUCUGAAAAGGGACAGAUCCGAUGAUGAAAGUCGAUCAAGGAGUUCCACGCGCGCCAGGCCAAGGCAACGCCUGUCUCGGGCUAGCUUGCUUCUCCUCGGAAACAGCACUACUCUCUGCCUUUUCGACACGGAAACUCGCAAGUCCGCGGACCAGCCUCAUUUGCUGUCAGCAAAGAAAGGCGAACGUCUCUUGGACCUCGCCCCUUCGCACUUGGAUCCAUCACAGGCCUUCCUUCUCACGAACACAGCCAUCUCCUGGCUCUCUGUCAAAGAAGAUGGUCCUAGACUGCGGCUUGAGCCGCUUGUCUUUUCACCUCACCGAAGAGACGUCCAAGAUCCGACACUGAGGCUCGAGGUGUCUCCUGGCACAUUCAUAGAUGGUGCUCUGGCCUGCUUCGUGUCGAUCCGUUCCAGUCGAAAUGGCGAAGUCACCGUCUUUUGGUUCAUCAGCCCCAGCUCAGGGAAACCUCUUCGCUACCAUCGCGAGUCAGUUCGCCUCAAAGCUUCAUCCAAGUCCAUCAGUGUCGCUAUGCUUCCGGUCGAGCGACGAGUUGGCCAAGCAAAGCUUACGGCAUCUCUCGCUCGUGCUCUCGCGAAGAGGCAAACCAGGUUCUUCCAGCUGGUUACGCUGGGACACGAUCUGGAUCUGAGCUGCUCGCUCUGCAUGUGGUCUGACGAGCCUGGUGUGCGGGUGCGACCUCCAGAUGAAUGCAUAGCCCGUUCUGGCUCUGCACCGGAGAAGACAAGGCUUCCGGAGCAACUGCGCGAUGCAUUUGUCUUACCAGACGAGUUUGACGACCGUUCCUUGGUCAGCGAUUCCCGAAGCCCGGAACUUUGCCAAGGUUCAUCUGGAACUCUGAAAAGGGAACCAGAUACCCUCAGUCUUGUGGUCUACGGGCGGGCAUUGGCCGACAGGCUAGUGGUCCCCUCAACCUCGAACGAGGCACGCCCAUCGCAGAAUGAAGAUGACAUUACUCGCAUCGCCGAGGUCAUUAGUCGUGAGACACACAAUGGCUAUAUGCCUAGACAUUCUCUACUCAAUCUAGUAAAACAAACAAGAGGUGUCCAAGACGUUGUUCGACUCGCUUCGCACUGGUCAUCCCAUCAACACUUGUUGCUCGAAGAUGUUCCUGGGAGACUGGUUCCCACAAAUGGUCGUCACGUCUUGAGUGAUGAUAUAGACCGGGCCUUUGAGAGGUUGAUGACGAUGUUCUCUCAUCUUCCCUCAAACCGUGGAAAGGCGUUCCAAGGGGCUCUCACUCCCAAGCUGCAGCUUCUCGCUGCCGAGACUCUCCUCUCUGAGGCCGGAGUAGCGGCAGUACCUGAAGAAUGGGCUGCAGCGGAGACUUGGGAUGGCCGAUCGAGUCAGAGCCAGCCAUUUGCCAGUUCCAUGCCUUUUGGCAGCUCUCCUCCUUUGUUCUCGUCACAAGUGCACUCCCAGUUCGUACAGCACUCGCAGUCGCAAUCACAGUCUCAAGGCUAUGAUGCGACCCAGAGUCAAGAUCAGCCGGACGGUGAAGAUCCAGUGGGCGUGAGGCUACGCCAGUACGCGGCCAUGAAUCCCGUUUCCAGGAGAAUUGGCGGUAGAACCCGGGUCACCUCUCACUGGGAGCUCGGUGAAGACCCCAAUGUCAUCACAUGGAAGCCAGGUCAAGACGACGAGGAAGACGAUGCUGGCCUCCGGAGAAGGCGCAAGCUCGAGGCAAAGCGCAAGAAGAGGGAGAAGUUGCUGGCGAGGAUUCGCGGCGUUGAAGCCGUCAAGGCAGAAAGUCAACCUCUGCCGUUUGCCAUUCAGUCGAGCCAGCCGAGGGGGUUUGCUUUCACGCAGAACACUCAGCCGGAGUCGUCGCAGUUUUUCGCAUCGCAGCCCAUGUCACAAAUUGUUGCAGGUCCACAUGGAGGUAGGCCCUCUCAUGUGAAGAAGAAGCAAAAGGUGAAGAAGCGGAUGGGAUUCAGAUAGUUGAUAAUAUGACUGUUUGGCAACUCGAAAGUGUUUUCUGUGGUUGAUCUGACGUGAUGUUGUGUGAUA